UGAGCAACAGCAUUCCACUCUGUCUUAGUCCUCAGGUGAGUCACGGGUUCAACGCAUUGGACAUUGAUCGGGCGGGACUUUUCCAGUGUCACUCCGCCGAGGAAAGCCAUAAGAUCGUCUCAAAAUGGCCUCUCCAUGUGGCAGUCAGGCUCAAAAGCAGUUGGAGUGUCCCUUGUGCAAGGAAGUGUUGAACGACCCUGUGACCACGCCUUGUGGACACAACUUCUGCCAGGCCUGCCUCCAACACCUGUGGGGCAAGAGCGAGGCUUGCCGAUGCCCCGCCUGCGACAAGGCCUUCGCCAGCCGGCCUGAAAUCAGCGUCAACUCUGCCUUCAAGGAGCUGGCCGACACCUUCAAAAGGAUGAGCCUCGGUCCGCCGUCCUCGCCCUCGCCUCUGGACGGCGAGGUGGCGUGCGACGUGUGCGCCGCAGCCUCCCUGCGGGUAAGCGCCCUCAAGUCCUGCCUUGUGUGUCUCACCUCCUACUGCGACGCCCACCUGGAGGCGCACCGCAGCGUGGCCACUUUGAUGGCGCACAGGCUGAUAGCGCCGGCCGCCAACCUGCGGGAGCGUCUGUGCGGAAGACACGAGAAGCUCCUGGAGAUGUUCUGUCGGGACGAACAGCAGUGCGUGUGCCGCUUCUGCACCGAGAGUCAGCACAACGGUCACAGCGUCGUUUCAGUUGCCGAAGAGAGCGAAGACAGAAAGGUCCAAAUGAAGAUGACGCAAGUCGACUUUGAUCAAAAAAUCCAGGAGCGACAGAACAAAUUGGAGGAAUUCCAAAAUGCUCUUAAGCUAAGCACGAUAAGUGCUACACAGGAGAGGACAAAGAACGAGCAACUCUUCGACCGUCUGAUCGCUUUGGUCGAGGAAAGUCGAGCAUCGGUUGACGGCGAGAUCGAACGGAGUCGGAGGGCGGCAGAGCUCAGGGCGGAGGGGCUAACUGAUGAACUGAGGCGAGAGAUUGCCGAGCUUCAAUCGAGGAAUACGGAAUUGUCUGAGCUGUUAGACACGGACGAUCCUCUUCACCUCCUCCAGAGGUUCCCCUCGCUGACUUCGCCUCCCCCCACUAGAGAGUGGUCAGAAAUCAGAAUACACACAGAGCACUGCGCCGGGACACCAAGGAAGGCGCUGUCCCAGCUGGUCGCUGCCCUGACGAGUGAGUUGGAGCGCCUGAAGACGGACGAGAUUAAGCGCGUGCAGAGUUACGCAGUGGACGUGGAGCUGGAUCCGGAAACCGCCCAUCCUAACAUUAGUCUGUCGGAUGACGGGAAGACGGUGGGCCGCGCCGAGCAGCUGCGUGUCGUACCGGACAACCCUCGGCGCUUCGACCCGGUCAUCUGCGUUUUGGCUAAGAGGGGCUUCUUAUCCGGGAGGUUCUAUUUCCAGGUGGAAGUCGGAAGCAAAACCUUCUGGGACGUGGGUGUGGUCAACGAGUCGGCAAACAGGAAGGGUCAGAUCACCUCCAAACCCGAGAACGGCUUCUGGACGAUGCGUCUGAGGGGCGGCGACGAGUACCGCGCUCUGGACUCGCCGUCGGUCCUUCUCAGCUUCGACACGAAACCGCAAACGGUCGGCGUGUUCGCCGACUACGAGGAGGGAACCGUGUCUUUCUUUGACGUGGAUGCCAGAUCUCACAUUUACACCUUCGCGGGAUGCAUGUUCUCAGAGAGGGUUUUCCCAUUUUUUAGCCCCGGAGUUUGCGACGAGGGGAGAAACACCGAGCCUCUGAUUAUCUCGACAUUAAACAAGCUAACGCCAGCAACUCGUACUAGCGACGCCUCGAGUAAAAAUGAUCGUAAAAACGAUGUGAAUUUUUUUUAAAUGCCCUUUCACGUAAUAAAAAGAUGAAAUGUGAAAUGUCUUUCAUUAUUUCUAACAGGAAACGAAGGAAAAUACUUUCCAUUAGCUUGCUAGCAAAAGAUCAUCUUCACACUACUAAAAUUUGAUGAACACAUUCAAUCAUUAAGGCAACACUAAAUAACUUUUCAACCCUUUUAUAAUAUUUUCAUGACAUUUGUGAUGAUAUGUCACUUGACAACGAGUUGAAUGACACCUCUUUUAUAUCUUGUGGGGGUCUCGCUUUCACUGGCACUAACUUUGAGAAGGGUGGCAGGAACCCUGCCACACACAAAAAAAAACUACAAAUGUGUUGACUGCUAUACGGCAUACAUCAUUUCCCCCUUUCCCUAAUUCAUUAUAAAGACUGAAGUCGAUGCUAACGCUUUCGUGAGAAUUCUGCAAAGAUGGCAGAGCAACAAAAGAGAAAAAAAAGUUUUGUCUGAGGAGGAAAAAAAGGGCGGCUAACAGGAUAUACAGAAUAAACAUUGGCCCGGCUUUCACUCACUGGCGUAACCACCCUUCGUUUGGAGGGGUUAGCCACCCAAAGCCACACGGUUGCCAACCGUCAUAUGCUAAAGUUUGUCCUUAGAGAAAAAAAAAAUCCAUUGUUUAAAAAAAAUAAAUGUAAGCAGUUACAAUGUUACUCAUUACUCGAGUUUUCUUUUCACCACAUACUUUUUUACUUCAGUACAUUUUUUGGAUGAAUGCUUUUACUUGAGUAAUAUUUUGAAGUAACGCUACUCUUACUUGAGUCAAAUUUUUGGCUACUCUACCCACCUCUGGUCUUCCUUAAGGCAAAACACUACCGCUUUUGGCCACCGGCGUCGCUAAAAUCGACUAAAACUGAAAAGUUACUAAGUGUUGCUUUAAGUCAAAAUGUAACUAUGAACUCUUUCAGUUCCAUUGAAGAUAGACUAUGAGGUAGAUUUGUGUCUUGAAUAUUCAAUCCAAAAAAAAGUUGCUUCUAUCAAAAAAAAUGUGUUUGAACGCAAUAAUAAAUUUAAAAAAAUAAUAAUAAAAAAAAAUGCAUUUGAAAACUAUUUUCCUUUGUUUUUUGUUUUUGUUUUUUUUAAAUUAAAGUUUUUUUUAGAUUGUUUUUUUUUUUUUUUUUUUUUUGAGUGAAACAGCUUUUUUGGUUGAAGUAAUAUUUUGUGUUUGGGGCACUUUUUGGCAAGGACAUUUGUG
Messenger RNA from Corythoichthys intestinalis (scribbled pipefish), 3025 nucleotides. RefSeq names its product E3 ubiquitin-protein ligase TRIM39-like. Gene Ontology annotation, molecular function: protein binding; zinc ion binding. The transcript is spliced from 8 exons. The record is from RefSeq and is a predicted model, not a curated record. Lineage: Eukaryota; Metazoa; Chordata; Actinopteri; Syngnathiformes; Syngnathidae. The coding region runs from base 125 to 1822 and encodes 565 amino acids.